Messenger RNA from Amblyraja radiata (thorny skate), 2522 nucleotides. RefSeq names its product zinc finger and BTB domain containing 48 (gene zbtb48). Gene Ontology annotation, molecular function: DNA-binding transcription factor activity, RNA polymerase II-specific; RNA polymerase II cis-regulatory region sequence-specific DNA binding; protein binding. The coding region runs from base 119 to 2446 and encodes 775 amino acids. Gene Ontology annotation, biological process: regulation of transcription by RNA polymerase II. NCBI's taxonomy places the organism in Eukaryota, Metazoa, Chordata, Chondrichthyes, Rajiformes, Rajidae. The transcript has 10 exons. The record is from RefSeq and is a predicted model, not a curated record.
GGCUGUAUUUUACGGCUGGACCGAACGAAAGGACUGGCAAUUAUCCACAAAUGGAAAUACUCCAAAAGGAGCGAGGCAAAUUUGAGACAGGGGUGGAGGAAAAAGUUUGCAAUAAACUAUGGUGGACUGCAUCACCCAGCAUGCCCGGCGCUGUUGCACAGCCAGGGGUCGGCUGGCCCGCGCAGGCGCAUUUCGGAGGAAGCCUCUGACAGCUGCUUCAAGAUGGUUUAGAGCAGUUUUACUGCAGAGCGCACGUCGUGAUCUUUGUUCCUGUCACAUUCGCCCCCAAUUGUGCAGAAACCAUCCCCUUUCAGAUAUGCAAGACCAUUUUUCUGAACACAGCAAGAAAAUUCUUAAUGCAUUGAACAAACAAAGGGAAGAUGGUAAAUUUUGUGAUGUAUCUCUGGACCUAGGAGGCUACUGUUUGAAAGCACAUCGCAGUAUCCUGGCUUGCUGUAGUAAUUUCUUCCACAAUAUCUAUGGAACUGGCACGUCUAGUGAAAUCAACCUUCCCGAGAGUUGCUCUGGUGUUUUGGGCCUUCUGUUUGACUUUAUAUACACAGGCGAACUUCAUUUGACGCAAACAAAUGUUUCCAAUGUGCUAAAUGCAGCAGAGGAACUCUCAAUUCCUGAUGCAGUUCAAGCUUGUCACCAUUAUCAGCAGAAGUUUGCAGAUGAUGAGAGGAAGAGUGAUGAGCCCGUGUGUGACCAACAAACAGAUGGAUGUGGACCAGUGACGGCACCAGUGGACACUACAACACAAACGGGAGAAAUCAAAGUUCUCGAGGAACUAAUCACAAAGAGUGAUUUUGGACAAUUUGGCAAAAGGAGUACCAGGUGCAACAAGAAACAUCCAUUUGAGUUGCGCACUAACAAACAGAAUGACAAAAUAAAAUCACUUGUUGUUCAGAAAAGAUCUAGAGAUUCCUCGAAAUCCCACAUAAGUCCAAGUUCUAAACAGCCGAAGAAAGCCAAAGAAAGUAACUCGGAAGACAGCAGUGAGGAGAACAGUGUGGAGAGUACCAGUGACCCGAGCAUGGACAUAAUUAAAGUGGAAGACGAUGAGGAAAGUAUGAACAAGAGUGAACUGGACCAUGAUUACAUUCCAUCUAGACACAAUUGUAAGAGACCGAGAAAAGCUGGCGUGCUGGAAAACACCACGUUAGUGGCGAGCACACCCAAGCGCAAUGCCCCGGACCCGUCAAACAGAAAGAGCGAACCCAUCGAGUGUCCAACGUGUCAUAAGAAGUUCCUCAGCAAAUAUUACCUCAAAGUGCACAACAGAAAACACACAGGAGAGAAGCCCUUUAAAUGCAGCAAGUGUGGAAAAUGCUACUUCAGGAAAGAAAAUCUGCUUAAACACGAGGCUAGGAAUUGCAUCAGCAGGACGGGAGUGGUUUACACUUGUCCUGAAUGUAACCAGACAUUUACAGGAAGGAUUGAGCUAAGGAACCACCUGGUAUCUCACACAGGUGAGAUGCCCUUCAAGUGCCCCUCAUGUCCUCAGCAAUUCAUGCAGAAGAAAGACAUGCAGAGUCAUAUGAUUAAAUCUCACGGCGCACCAAAACCAUUCCCGUGUCCUGCUUGUUCCAAAUGCUUCCUCUCCCGCAACGACUUGCAUCAGCAUGAGUUGUCCAGACACCAGGGAGAGAAGCUGUUUGUGUGUGAGGAGUGUGGUCACAGGGCUUCCACCCGCCAUGGCCUGCAGAUGCACAUCAAGUCCAAGCACAGGAAUGAACGGCCAUACAUUUGUGAAUUCUGUGACCGUGGGUUCACCCAGAAGGGCAAUCUGAAUGUGCAUUUGCGGACGCAUACAGGGGAGAAACCAUUCCAAUGUCAUUUGUGUGGGAAGACUUUCAGGAUCCAAGCGAGUCUGGACAAACACAAUAGGACCCACACGGGUGAGCGGCCGUUUGGCUGUGAGAUCUGUAACCGAAGGUUUACGGAGAGGGGACCUCUCCAUCGUCACAUGGCCAGCAAGCACCAGGAGGGUCGCCCGCACGACUGCAACAUCUGUGGGAAGACCUUCAAAGCCGUUGAUCAGUUGCGUGUUCAUGUCGGAAGACACAAAGGGGUGAGGAAGUUCGAGUGCAGUGAAUGUGGUUACAAAUUCACUCGACAGGCUCACCUGAGAAGACACAUGGACAUACACGGGCGAGUGGAAAACUACAGUCCCCGUCAGAGGAGGCUUCGGAAUCUUAUCGUUCCUAAUGAGAAAGAGGGAGACACGGAGGUGCUCGAAGCUCCUCAAGCAGACCAGCCAUCUGUGGCUGCUGCUCCUCCUCCCACAGAUACAAAAGAGCUGACCAGUCAGAACACGGACACCAGAGAACUCUCUGUCCAGCGAUUCCUGGACAAUGGAAACUACCACCCAGAAGAGAAUGUGAUGUCAACGGCCAGUGAAACAGACACUUAUGUAGAGGAGAUUACCAUCGUUGAGAUAUAGCGACCUGUUGCCCCAAUAUGAAUCACCUUAAAAUUAACUUCUUACGAAGCAUGUAAAUAAAAUGAUUUUAUAAGUA